CUUGUUUCUCAACCCCUGAAGAUCUGCAAACAGCACCACUUGUUUCUCAACCCCUGAAGAUCUGCCCACGGCACCACUUGUUUCUCAACCCCUGAAGAUCUGCCAACAGCACCACUUGUUUCUCAACCCCUGAAGAUCUGCCAACAGCACCACUUGUUUCUCAACCCCUGAAGAUCUGCCCACACCACCACUUGUUUCUCAACCCCUGAAGAUCUGCCCACACCACCACUUGUUUCUCAACUCCUGAAGAUCUGCCAACAGCACCACUUGUUUCUCAACCCCUGAAGAUCUGCCCACAGCACCACUUGAUGAUCAACCCCUGAGCAUCUGUCCACUGCACCAACUGUUGCUCCACCACCGUCUCCAUGAUGAUCCGACUGGUAGUAACGGCUGUCUACAUCGUCUCUGGCUUCCACGCCUUCUUCGGCUUACUAAGCGUCGUCGUCGGUGUCAUCUCCAGCAUCAAGGCAGAGGUGUGGCUUGCCCAUAGUGUAUCGCCCAUCUGGAGCGGGGGUUUUUUUAUCAUUACUGGCACGCUUGGGGUCCUGUGUGCAAGAAAGAAGUCAUCUUAUGUGAUAAUGUGCUUCACCGCUUUCUCCGUGGUCUCCUUGGUAACAGCUGUGGUCAGCAUCCAGCUGCUGAGGCUCGGUCUGGUCAACCACACGACGGACGGACACACCUUCCAGAAGGAGAACAAGGACAUUCUCAUCUUCGUUGCCCUGGCAACGGCGGGCUCCGAGUGUCUUGUGUGCCUUAUCUCCAGCGCUCUAAGUUGCCGAAUAGCUAAGGUGGCCAAAGAGGAGAUGUGUAAAAGGCGUGAGGGCAUGUUCCAUGUUAAGGUAUUAGGCCAGAAGGAUAUUGUUGUAGUAACCAGACCCCUCACUCAAAAUGAAGACGUCACCGCUGUGUGAGCUUACGUCAUCACUUCCUGCACCGCUCUCCCCGCCUCUCCUCAGCCUCUGCCACCUGGUUCAUCAGAACACUGACCUCUUCCUUUAGCGAUGACGUCACCACCCAUCCUCCAAAUCCCGAAAGCCUGUGUCUGUUAGACUUCUGUGACGUCAGUCCGUCCGUUCCUGUCAAGCUUCUGCUUCUGCUUGUUGUGUGCCCGUGUUCCUCAGCAUCCCCCACAGUCGUUAGGCUGUUGUAUAUGUAUGUUUUCCACACAGGAGGAUGGGGAAGAUGAGGAGGGGGAAGGAGGCGGUGACGAUAACCCAACGACGCUGGCCGGUCGCGUGACCAACUCACAGCCUCUAGAGGAGGGGGGAGUGGAAUUGGACAUUAUGUCUCCAAGAACUGCCGACAGAACGCAGAAAGAGAGGACACCUUUUGAUAUCCGAGAAAUCAUGAAGGAGUGUCAGUCUGAAUUGAACAAUGAGAACCAGCGUAGCGAAACAACUUGUGACGUACACACGCCGUUCUAUGUGACGAAUAUACAGGAACCAUCUCAGAGACUGUGGGACCUGAGUAACGCACAGAGAUACAUUUGUACAGAGCCUGUCAGUCUCUCCAGGGGAGGUAACUCGUAUUCGAGCAGAGACUUCGUCCUACCCAGUAUUCAGUCCUGACAUCAGCAGCAAUAAGAAAAAAGGGGAGAUAACCCGUCACGGAGAAAAGCAAUGGAGCAAAAUGCAAUACAAAGACUACGACCUGUGAUUUUUAGGAAAGGUGCCAAAUUUCCCUGAUUUGCCAAAUAAUAAAAUUAAAGGGAGUGGACGAAACUUCUACAUACAGCAAAUCAAGCAACGCUGCGUGUCACGCGGAGUCGGAGAGACUCUGAACACUCAAUAAUCCAUGAACUUUACAAAGCUCAGAGGCAAUAUUUGCAAUGGCAAUCGCUAAGCAUAUGCUUUGCAUGGUUGGGACUCUCGUGUGCUUUGUUCAUCGAUAUUCACAAUUUCAUCUUCAAAACCUUUCAUUUCAAAUAGUUUGCGUCACAGUUCGUAAUAUUUAGGGAACUUCACCACGAAGCAUCACAUAACCUUUUGGAGAUGUGUCUUGCAUGAAGCGUUCGAUAUAUGUCUUUUCAUUCCCUUUCGCUUUGAAAUUAGUAUGACAGUUCACUUAUUUCCGCGACACUAGUGUAAUACCUCACAUUAUGAGGACGUGAAGAGCUUUGGUAUUUUAACUAAUAUGAUACUUUUCUUCCUUUAAAAAAGGAGAUCUUUGCACUGUGUGAUGAGUGGCAUGUGAUUGGUGGAUCGUGAUCACGUGUCACACAUUGUGUUCUCGUGCAUGAAGCAUGCUAUUCGACGGUUUUGUUGUGUGUUGUUGUUACAUAGAUUCAGUUACAUCGUAGCCGUUUAAUCACCAAUUUUAAAAUAAACAUACGUGUAUGAAGUGAACUAUGAUUAAAAUGAAUAGAGCCACGAA
This is a messenger RNA of Haliotis rubra (blacklip abalone), 2373 nucleotides long. RefSeq names its product transmembrane protein 196-like. The transcript has 3 exons. Bases 366 to 911 code for a protein of 181 amino acids. The record is from RefSeq and is a predicted model, not a curated record. Gene Ontology annotation, cellular component: membrane. Lineage: Eukaryota; Metazoa; Mollusca; Gastropoda; Lepetellida; Haliotidae.